AGCACACCAGAAAGAAAAGUUUAAUUGGCAGUAAAAGGUGACAACGCAAGCAAAACGAACAAAAUUAUCAUCUACGUAUACGUAAAAAUUUAAAAGACAAGUUUUUGAGUCCGACGCCGCUACCGCAAUGUCAUGCCGUGCACCCUUUCAACCCGAUGAGCAAUACGAACAAUUACGUCGACCGAAUCUUGGACCAAGUGCAGCAAUUCCCAUCGCACCACAACUUGCUCCAACAAUGCCUCUAGAGCAACAUCUAUUCAAUGAGUUUACUCCUGUCGGUUAUGCCCCAGCUGCUUUUACACCAGGCCCUCCUGUUAUUUAUGCAGCUCCUUCACAGGCACAAAUUAUGGGCGACGUAGCAAGUGGUUUUGGGCAUUCCAAACUAUCGGCCAGUGCAGCUGAAUAUAUACCUAACCAAUCGAAUAACACUAACAUGGGUAAGCGUGGACCGCCACCACAGACUUAUCAACAUCAAUCGUCAGGGCCAACGCCUUACGCAGUACAUCAGCAACAUCGUUAUUUGAAUGGUCACAAGCAACAGCAGCAGCAUCAACAUCAACAUCAGCAGCACAAAAAUUAUAACCACCAUCCACAAAAUCAGCAGUAUAACAAUGAUAUGCAAAAGCUGUCUAACUCGGUGCAGGCUCGUCUACAUAUUGGACAACUACCACCGCAUAAUGGUACAAUGAGUAAUUACUACCAACAGCAGCAGGUACAAACAUUGCAACAUCAACAGAACACACAAGAACCACAAACAAAAUUUCAACGCCAUGCACAUUUAAAUAAUUCAUUCCAACAAAUUGCACAACAGCCGCCGCAACGACAGCAAUAUUUUCACCAGCCCCCACAACCGUCGACUUCGUCUGCUGCAGUUUCGAAUUCGUCGGCCUCUUCUCAUCCUGACAUGGAAACCAUUGCCUUGGAAUAUCUCGAUACUGUAAUACAUUGCCUUAACCAGAAUCCAGGCCAAUUCGAUACAAUCGCAUCACGUUUCCUUACCAUCUUUGAAGGAAUGGAGAGUAAUAAUUAUGUACUCUCUAUCGCUAUGGAAGAUAUAUUUGAAAAGUCAAUCGAGCAACCCAAUUUUAGAUACAUGGGCGCCAAGUUGUAUAACCUGUUGCAUGUGCUCAAUUCUAAACCGGAUUCCUUAUUUCAUACUCUGCUUAAAUUUAAGCUGGAUUAUCACCGGGCAGAACUAGACAAAUAUAUGCAGUCGGUAGAGCAACAGCAAAAAGUUAGAGAGACGGCCCUGUUUCUCGCUGAAUUGUACAUGCAACUACGUGGAGACGACGACGCCCGUAUCCAACUAAUUGCCGUUAACAUAGUAUACUCGUUGAAAAAACUUUUAGCAUACGAGAGUUCUGAAAAUGUGCGCUGUAUUUGCCAAACGCUGAAGUUGGCCGGUUACGAUCUAAGUGCAGAUUGCAAACAAGACAUGCAAUUUAUUAUUGCUUCGUUACAGGAUAUUGAAUACAAGUCGCCUGGUAAAUAUGCUAUGGUUGCAAAUGUCAUAGCCUUGCAGGAAAAUAAUUGGGGACGAAAAGUUUCAAAUGCUCUUGGUGGAGAUGAUGAUUCGGUUGCAAACCCACCAGAGCCACCACGUCUAAGCGAUGAGCCUGUAUUUUAUGGCCCAGAUGGGCGUGAACUUACAGCAGAAGAAACAGAUUUUCUAGCUGCCGAAGAUGAUGAUGCCACUGGCAGCGAUGGCGACGAAUUUGAUGUAAGAGAUAACGAUUUGGAUCUCGACCCUGAAAUGGACGAAGAGUCUGAGCGCGCUUACAAGGAAUUUUGUAAACAAGGAAAACAAAUGCAGGCAAACAAGAAAUCUUAGAUUUUGUAUGUGCGAAAUCUGCGUGGUGUUAAUUUGGCGUGACAGCAAGGUUACACUUUAAGUAUACUCAAAUAUUAAGGGAGACGCCUGACAAAUUAUUGGUUGUAUAGUUA
Drosophila arizonae is the source of this 1944-nucleotide messenger RNA. It is a transcript of the gene Paip1, whose product is annotated as Poly(A) binding protein interacting protein 1. The record is from RefSeq and is a predicted model, not a curated record. NCBI's taxonomy places the organism in Eukaryota, Metazoa, Arthropoda, Insecta, Diptera, Drosophilidae. Gene Ontology annotation, biological process: regulation of translational initiation. Gene Ontology annotation, molecular function: protein binding; RNA binding; translation activator activity.